Gorilla gorilla gorilla (western lowland gorilla) is the source of this 2807-nucleotide messenger RNA. Its product is annotated as sialic acid-binding Ig-like lectin 13. The transcript has 8 exons. Gene Ontology annotation, molecular function: sialic acid binding. Bases 354 to 1592 code for a protein of 412 amino acids. Gene Ontology annotation, cellular component: plasma membrane. Lineage: Eukaryota; Metazoa; Chordata; Mammalia; Primates; Hominidae. The record is from RefSeq and is a predicted model, not a curated record. Gene Ontology annotation, biological process: cell adhesion.
GCAAGGAGGUUGGCGAGGCCUCAGGGGACUCCCAGUUCAGCGAAUCCGUUAGCCUUCCUCUACCUUAGUCACUUCCCCAUGAGGCACUCCGUGUUUGUGUACACGGUUAUUCCACGUGUCAGUCAGUUCAUCGGGCGCAUCUGGAGUCACUGAAAACAGUAAUAGGAGGUCAAACAAACCCGCUUGAUGCAAAAAUUCAGGAGGACAUUCGGUUUUUAAGGAAAUAGUGCUGAGGAAGGACCAGGCUGGAGCUCUUUGGACCCUGAGACUGGGAGGACAGACCAAUCUGAGGUCAGAGUUAGCAGCAGGAUACAUCCUGGUCCUCUCUUGCCCCUGAGAUCUCGCUGGGGCUGAUGGCACUGCCACUGCUAUGGUUGGGGCUACUUUCUCAUGUUUUGAUGGAAGUCAAGAAGAUACCAGUGGAAGAGGGGCUGUGCACUACAAUCCCUUGUGCAUUUGAAUUUCCCAAAGAACCCCCAAGCAAUUCCGUGAUCAUGCACUACUGGCUCAACAAAAACAUCAGCUCCCUGGUAGCUACAAAUAAACCCAAUGCUACCAUUCGUGAUAACACCAAGGACAAAUUUUACAUGACUGGGAAUCUUGAUGAAGAAGACUGUACCCUACUCAUCCACGAUAUACUCAAAGGGAACAGCAUAACAUAUUUAUUCUACGCAGAUCUAGGAGAACAAAAAAGUGCUUUCCUGGGGGAGAAUAUCAAACUCUUUGUGUCAGAGCUAACCCAAAAGCCAGAGCUCCACAUGCCAGAGAUUCUUUUGGCUGAGAAGACUGUGACCUUGAACUGUACCCUCAAAGGCACCUGCAAAGAAACCAAAGCCCUCUUCCACUCCCAGAAGAACCCAGCCAUCUCCAGCAGCUCCUCCUCGGUGCUGCACUUCACCCUGAGGCCUGAGGACCAUGGCAACACCCUUGGAUGUCACUUGAACUUAUCCCUAGCCAACGUGACCAGAAGUAACUUGGUCAAGCUCCAAGUGGUCUCACCUGCCAGGUUGUUCAAUUCCUCUUGUUCCUUGGAGAAGACAGUUCUGUGCAGCUGUUCCUUCCACGGGAUCCCCACGCCCUCCGUGCAGUGGUGGAUGGGAGGUGUCCCUGUGGCUGUGAACAGCAUGGAUAACAUCCUCCAGGUGACUUCUUCCACACGUGCCUCCUGGGCCAACAGCACCAUCAGCCUCAUUGGGGAGCCAGAAAUAGUCAUGAGACUUCACUGCGAGGGGAAGAACCAAUAUGGAAUUCACACUUCCAGCAUCUUCCUGAUACCAAGUAAGAAAUCAGUUUCCAGUGUGUUCGUGAAAGGAUUAAUCCAGGGCAUUGUAUAUGGAGCCAUUGCAUUCUCAUUGCUCUUCUUCUGCCUCGUCCUCUUGUCAAUGAAGAUGCUUACCUGGUGGGAGGAGCAUCAGAGUCCCAAGGCCAAAGAAGGCUUGCCCCUUAAGAAACCAGAGCUGCUGGAGGAAACAGAAGUACCCAAAAUGCCUGAAGCUGACACCCUACCAGACCGGGCUGGAGGAGGCUGGAAAUCCCAGGUCAAGGUGCCAGCAGCAGAGUUUCCUUCUGAGGUCUCUCACCUUGGCCCGUAGAUGCUGUCUUCUCCCUGUGUCCUCACAGGAUCAUCCCUCUGCGUGUGCCUGGGUCCUAAUUUCCUUCCGUUGUAAGGACACCAGUCAUUGAAUUCAGGCCCAUCAUGUGACAUCAUUUAACCUUAAUCACCGACGUUAAGACCUUGUCUCCAACACUGUCACGUUCUGAGUCACUGGGGGUUAGGAUGUCAACAUAUGAAUGAUGGCGGGUGGGUGGAUCCACACUUCCGCUCAUAGCAGAGGCUUGAGGAGGCUGCUUGGAUUCCCCCGUGUUGGGUACUUAGAGAGCGGAUUGGGCUUGUCCAAGGCAGCGGAGCAACCAAGUGUGGUUCUUCCAAAGUCUAGGGCUCUGGAGAGAAAGAAGAGUGUAGACUCCGAGAUGGAUCACGGCACGCGGCCCAGGACGUGGAAACCUGGCCCAGGCAGAGGUGCGACUCCAUCCCAGACUCCAGACCCAGAGGCCGAUGCCCGGCUCUCACCCAUUUCCUGGGGAAACAUGCCCCGGGGCCUCCCCAGCGCCAGCCCUCAUGUUAGCCAAUGUAGGGGACACGCCUAACACCUGACACCUGCCCAAGGAACACGCCACCCCAGCAGCCAGGCUGACAGGAGCAGAAACAAAACACACAGGGAUACACCAGGCGGGCAGCACCAGGAAACAGGCUGCUGCCACCACAGGGGCCGCUGUGAGCCCAGAGUGGAUCCAACCCAGCCUCAGCCUUCUUCAGAGAGAGAAACUGAAGCAUGCUCAGCACGAUGGGAAGUGGCUGAAACCCUGAAGAACCCCCAAGAGCACAUCCACGGGGACACUGGGAACCAUGAGGCCCCAGCCACUGCACAUCUGCAUUGCAAACAGGGAAACUGAGGCUCACCGUGCCUCGGGCCACACUGCAAGGCUGUGCGCUGCUCAGGACUCCGGAACCCGGGACCCUUGCCCCCCACUGCAGCAGCUGACCCUGUCCUGGACAUUUUCUCCUGACGAGGUUGCAAACUCAAAUGCUCACAGCCACCAGGCAGGGAACAAGAGGGGCACAGUUGGCCUAAUGGGGGCCGUGUCUGUCUUGAAAGCAGCUGCCCCUCCUGAAGGGGGCGGCUCACAGUGGCGCAACUCCCUCCAACUCCUCCCCACCCUCUCCCCACAGGUCAGGAACACGGGGAGACUACAGCUAGCUCUUCAUAUUUUUUUUGUUUGUCUUUUGAGGAGAAUCCAGAGAUCUC